AACAGCGUACUUUACGGACGUAUACCUACUUUGUUAAUAUUUCGAAAAAAUAAAUUAGUAAAUACGUAGUGAAGUGAAUAAAUUGUUGUAUGUGUAACCUUGAAAGUAUCGUAUAAAAGUGCGUGGUGACCUUGGAUAAUAUAAAACUGGAUAAGUUUGUCAUACAGAAUUUGUGCAGAACAGACUUGUUGGCUCGUGAUGAAACGUUCGAAAAUGUGUCUUAUGUGAUACGUGUUAAAGUGUAAUUUUAAGUGACAAGGCUAGUGAUGUCUGUGGUCAGUGUGAAGUGGCUGGUGCUGUGGUCGCUAUGGGCUGCACGCCUGGUGCGACAACCUACUGACGUUCUUCAGAUAAGCAAUGGUCCCGUGAGAGGCUCCAUCAGCCCCGAUGGCUCCCAUAGGAACUACCUCGCCAUACCUUAUGCGACUGUUCCUCAUCGGUUUCAAGGUCCAGGGCCGGAACCAACAUGGGAGAGAACCUUCGAAGCAGUCAACGAAAACGUGAGAUGCAUGCAGAGUGUAGCAGACACCUGGACUGUCGGUGGCACUGACUGCCUCAUCCUCAAUGUGUUCACACCCUUAGACGCCACCCCCGGCGACAAGCUGCCCGUCAUGACCUUCAUCCACGGAGGAGGCUACUUCAAGGGCUCCGGCAGCAUGCUACUCUACGGCCCCAACCACUUAGUAACCAAAGGCGUUAUCCUAGUCACAAUCAACUACAGACUUAACAUACAAGGCUUCCUUUGUCUUCGCAUCAAAGAAAAUCCUGGAAACGCAGCUAUGAAAGACCAGGUCGCUGCUCUGAGGUGGAUUCAGAGGAAUAUAAAGAAGUUUGGAGGUGAUCCUGAUAAUGUCACGAUAUUCGGUGAGAGUGCUGGUGCUGCAUCGGUCUCCUUCCACCUUUACUCUCCUAUGUCUAAGGGACUUUUCCAUAAAGCUAUUACUCAAAGUGGAUCUGCUCUCGCUCCGUGGGCUUAUCAGUUCAGACCCGUGUUCUUAGCAAGUUUGUUAGCCAAGGUCAUGUUAUAUGAGUCACAAGAUCCUCAUGAAUUGUACAAGUACUUCAUGACAAAGUCCAACCAGGAGCUCAUUUUGACCAGAGUACCUAGAGCAGAAGGUAACAUCCUUACUUCUGAAAUAUUAUACACACCGUGUACAGAAAAACCAAUAGAAGGUGUGGAGCCCUUCCUAACAGACUACCCAUAUGAUCUUCUCACUAGGGGAGAAUAUAACAAAGUUCCUAUGAUCAUAGGUACUAACAAUGAAGAGGGUCUAUUGAUAUUAAAUAUGGAUAACGACACCAUGAUACCUACUAUUAAGUUCGAGAAAUCUUUGCCAAAGAAUUUGGAAAUUCUUGACGCAAAAACUAAGCGCGAGGUAGCUAAAGAGCUAGAACAUCUGUACAUGGAUGGAGAUGAGAUUUCAAUGGAUUCUGUGGUGAAGAUAUCGAAAUGGUACGGAGAGCCAACAUUGGUCUUUCCUUCAUUGGUUGAGACGGAGAUGAUUUUGAAGAGUUCGGAUCAGCCAGUUUACAAUUACAAGUUCCAGUACUCCGGGUGGCGGAAUAUCCCGAAGAUGUUCAUGCCGAGCAGGCUGCGGGGGGUGGAGGGGGCGACGCAUGCUGAUGACGUGUUCUACAUGUUCUCGCAGCACUUCAUAUUCUCUAACUUCGAAAAUAAGAUGAUAGAGCGAGUGUCGACACUCUGGACAAACUUUGCUAAAUAUGGGGACCCAACUCCAGCCGACUCCAGUUUACCAGUAAAGUGGGCGCGGACCAACAGCUCAUCACCAACGUCGCUGGUGAUAGACGCUGAGUUCUCCACCGCCCCGCUCUGGUACAACGACAGACUCAAGUACUUGAGAGAACUAUACUCCAAGUUCAGAAGGAAAAGAUAAUGACCAGCUAACACUAGAACUAGCAAAAUUUAAUUUAUUAUAGGUUUUUUUUUAAUCAGAGUUUUGGUCACCGACUCAGAAAUUCUUAAACCAUUUUAAUGGUGAACUUUAUAAUUGUUGCGUAAUUGUUAACUGUUGUAUAUUAAAGUCAAGUAAAGAACAAAUUAUCAUAAUGUUAGUGUCAGUGAAGGUGGGUUGAAUAAUGAAGAGCUCAUGUGUGUGAAAUUAAUGUAUUUACACUGGUUGUGAAAUGAUUAGGUCGAAAUAAUUAUGUCAAAAUAUUGGGAUCAGUAAAAGCUGUUAUCUAGCUAAUUAGGUCUAUUUGUAUCGCAAAUCACCAAUCUUUUAUCCAAACUACAGAUCCUCUAUCUAUUGAAAAGAAACUUCGAAUAGAAAAGCGACGAAAGUAAAAGAAACGUGAGCGAAAGAUGAUUAGUUGGACUCUUACUGUUGAAUUAGCUCCAGCAACGAUGCGAACUACCGUCAUUUGGCAAACUCCGGCCUGUACGUAUUGACCUCGGCUCGUAAACCAGGGGGACACUCGAGUGCAUCCCCUAAUUAGGACAGCCAGGACCUUCCGGGGCUCGACCAACUGGAACUUUGAACAUUCUCCGACCAGGAAUUAUUUAUUUUAUUGCCGGAAUGAGGACUCACCGAUGCGUUGCGAAUUUCUUCAGCGAACGUCUGGGCUUUCAUUAAUUUUGGAACUCCAUUAAGGGACUCUCAUCGAGUCAGCUCUAUUAACAUUUUGAUGCAACUCCAUUGUUCAGUAAACGGGUUUUAAAAUUAAAAUCGUUUGCCGAUAAA
This is a messenger RNA of Helicoverpa armigera (cotton bollworm), 2702 nucleotides long. Its product is annotated as cholinesterase 1. Lineage: Eukaryota; Metazoa; Arthropoda; Insecta; Lepidoptera; Noctuidae. The record is from RefSeq and is a predicted model, not a curated record. The transcript is spliced from 4 exons. Bases 267 to 1895 code for a protein of 542 amino acids.